Messenger RNA from Epithele typhae, 456 nucleotides. RefSeq lists its product as uncharacterized. NCBI's taxonomy places the organism in Eukaryota, Fungi, Basidiomycota, Agaricomycetes, Polyporales, Epitheliaceae. The record is from RefSeq and is a predicted model, not a curated record. The transcript has 3 exons. The coding region runs from base 1 to 456 and encodes 151 amino acids.
AUGCUUCUCGUACUUGCCCACCUUUUUGCUUUCCUGACGCUCUGCGCCACUGCGCUCGGUCAGCGUAUCUCCAUAGGCGCUCCAGCUGAAUGGUCUACCGUCUCCCCUGGGAGCAACCUCACGGUCCGCGUCGACCUCCCGCUCACCCUGACGGGAACGCAGGAAGUCGCGAUCGCGAUCGGGUUCUGGCCGUGCGCGCAUCGCUGCGCGGACCAAGACGUGAGAGAGGUGCUCGGAGACGUGGUUUACCGCGGGCUGUACACUCCUGCGCUUGUUACACCGGGGCUGCCUCCGUUUGAGAACGUCACGGUCGCGGUGCCGGAGCACUUGGAGGGAGAGGAAGUGAGCUUGAACGUGGCCCACUUUUCGCUCAUUGGGGCCGGCGCAGAGCCGUUUAUGGAGGUGGCGAACAUCACACUGUUUCUAGCUGAGGUGGUGGAUAGGGAGAUGUAUUGA